AUGACCGUAGAAAUCGAUAACAUUCCACAAGUCGACACUGAAGAAGACCUUGAUCACAUGGUACGUCCUCUUCAAGUGUGGGUAAAACAAAUGAAAAAGCGACAAUGGCUACCACAAGUAGCACCUUCCAAUGUAUUAGAGUAUUGUACUCUUCAAGGUGAAGGUAAUGAACACACAUCCCGUUAUCAAAUUUAUGUGAAAAAGCCAUUUGAUAUUGUAAUGAAAGCAUAUGAAAAUACACAACUUGACAAAUUACUGAAGCCAAAUUUAAUUGAGAACGAAACACUAAUCAAACACGGGACAAAUUCCUUAGAACGAGAAGUCCAAAAUUUACCAUGGGGGUCGUUCUCUGUUGCUCGGGAGUUUGUGUUUGCGCGUGUGAGGUUUGAGUUAGACGGAGAGGUGUAUAUCGUGUCAUCAAGUGUGAACUCAAAUAAAGCAAAUACGUAUAAAGACCAAGUCGUUCGAGCAUACAAAAAGUUAUCAGUCAGAGUCGCAAAGGAUAAAAACGAUGGGACGUCUAUCGAAGUCAUUAUCGUCGUUGACUUGAGGGGAUGGUCUUUGGGAUAUGUCAAUGAUUUGUUCAUACAAGAACAAUUAACUCCAUUCAUCCAGCUGAAGACUCAACUGGAACAGUGA
Messenger RNA from Entamoeba invadens IP1, 639 nucleotides. RefSeq lists its product as hypothetical. Lineage: Eukaryota; Evosea; Mastigamoebida; Endamoebidae. Bases 1 to 639 code for a protein of 212 amino acids. The record is from RefSeq and is a predicted model, not a curated record. The transcript has a single exon. Gene Ontology annotation, molecular function: lipid binding.